GCGCGGUCGCACAUCGCGCGUCCGUUCCCAAGAGAUUACCUCGCGAUGUACACGAUGAUCGACGCGAUCGGGGCGCGCACCGGCGCUCGCGCCGCGCGCGCGCCCAACUCCCACCGCGUUCGUCCCCAGCUGUGUCUCGGAUCAGCACGCCAGCUUCAGGGUUCGCGAACCUACCCGAGCUCCAAGCCCUUCGCCGUGGCGACGACGUGCGUGGCGCAGCCCCCGCGCGAUUGCAUCCCGCGCGCGGCGCGAUCCCUCCACCAGCCCGCGUCCCUGGCCGCCGCCGCCGCCGCCGCCGACGCCAAGGAGCUCAUGUCCGUGGCGGGGGGCGUGCUCGGGGGCGGCGAGGCGCGGCGGAUGAGGUUCGACGUGGCCAUGAAAAAUCUCGCGAGCGAAGUUCACGGCGCGUACGGAGAGUUUCCCCUCACCGGGCUGCUCAAGCUCCUCGAGCACCCCGCCGUCGACGAGGCCCUCCACGCCGCCGAGCACAAGGAGGGCAGCGUCGACGAGGCGGACAAGAUCUCGCGCGCGCACGCCUUCUUCGAGGACUGCGACCCGAGCGUGGACGGAUCGUGCGACCUCGAGCACACCGCUGACGCGUUUCAGCCGAGUUUAGUGGACAUCGGGUCCGGCGCCGGGCGUCUGGUGCUCGCCGCGGCGACGAUGCGGCCGUGGAGGUCCGUGGUGGGCAUCGAGGCGUCCAAGCCCCUCGCGGGCCUCGCCGCCGCCGCGAUCGAGAGGCUCGAGGCGUCCGGCGUGGUGGAGAAGGGCGUGCUGUCGUCGGUGCACGCCGACGCGAACCUCACGGGCGGCCGACUCACCACCGUCAUCGCGCAGGAUGUGCGGACCAAGGAGGCGCACGUCGUCGACCCGGCGGGGGAGGGCGAGCAGGGCGGGGACAUCGCAUCCGCGGCGUCGGCGCUCGCGGGCGCGGACCUCGCCAUCGCCUACUCCACCGCCUUUCCCUCCCCCGACGGUUUGCGUCUUCCGUACCUCUCCGCCGCGCUCUCGGCGGUUAUGCGACCGGGGACGAUCGCGGUGACGUGCGAUAAGUGGCUCGUCGGGAGACGGUUCGAGUUCGUGGACAUGGUCAAGCUGCAGGGCGAGGACGGACCGGACGACGUGAUACGCGCGUUCAUAUGGCGUCUGCGGGGCGAGGCGCCGGUGGCGGCGGCGGGUGACAGCACGCCGGGCGUCGAGGUUGUCGCCAAAGAGCUGGAGUCCAUCCUGUACGACUACAUGGACGAGGACGACGCGUGCUCGCAGAACCCGGACGCCGCGAUGGCGCUGCUGGAGGACCUGGAGGAUGAGCUGUCCGUGAUGGACACCAUGGACGAGGACGGGCUCUUGGACGGCGCGUGCGUCAACUCGGGCGAACUGGCCGCUUCGUGAGCGAAACCGAAGGGCCCUUUUGUUUGUUGUACUUGUACCCUGCCUAAUAAGACGUAGUGGAUCGACGACGUGAGUAACGAACGCGCGAGUGUAGUAGUACGAU
Molecule: messenger RNA, 1495 nt
Organism: Micromonas commoda
Lineage: Eukaryota; Viridiplantae; Chlorophyta; Mamiellophyceae; Mamiellales; Mamiellaceae
Exons: 2
Coding region: 46-1392 (448 amino acids)
Source: RefSeq, a predicted model, not a curated record